CCGCGCCCCGGAUCUCUCCAGUCCCCACCAGCAUGGGCGCCGCCGCCUCCUCGGCCGCGGCUGGCUUGGGCCUCCCCGUGUCCCGGCUCUCCGCGCGCCUCGGAGUCGCCGCGCUGGCCCUGGCCGCGGUGGCGCUGGGGGCUGUGACCUGGCACCGGGCGCGGCCCCGGCGCCGCCGCCGGCUGCGGCGACAGCAGGUGGGCACGGUGUCCCAGGUCUGCAUCUACCCGGUCAAGUCCUGCAUGGGGGUGCCGGUGGACGCGGCCGAGUGCACGGCCUUGGGGUUGCGCAGCGGCAGCCUGCGGGACAGGUUUUGGAUGGUGAUUAAGGAAGAUGGACACAUGGUCACAGCCCGGCAGGAGCCUCGCCUGGUGUUGGUCUCCAUCACCUUUGAGAAUGAUCGCCUGAUCUUCAAGGCUCCAGACAUGGACCAGCUGGUUUUGCCUACCAAGCUUCCUUCCACCAACAGGAUCCAUGACUGCAGGCUCUUUGGCAUAGACGUUCAAGGUCGAGACUGUGGGGAUGAGAUAGCCCAGUGGUUCACCAAGUUCUUGAAAACAGAGGCAUACAGGUUGGUUCAGUUUGAAACCAACCUGAAGGGAAGAGUAUCAACGAAGAUUUUACCUACUGAGGAGAAAUACCAGGUGGCCUAUCCAGAUGGCAGCCCCGUCCACAUCCUCUCUGAUGCCUCCCUAGCAGACCUGAACACCAGGCUGGAGAAGAAAGCCAAAAUGGAGCACUUCAGGCCAAACAUCGUGGUGACAGGCUGUGCAGCUUUUGAGGAGGAUACCUGGGAGGAGCUGGUGAUCGGUGAUGUGGAGCUGAAGAAGGUUCUGUGCUGCUCUAGGUGCGUCAUGACCACAGUGGACCCCGAUACUGGAAUCAUAGACUGGAAGGAGCCCCUGGAAACCCUGAAAAGCUACCGCUUGUGCGACCCUUCUGAGAGGCACCUAUACAAGUCAUCUCCACUUUUUGGGGUCUAUUAUUCUGUAGCAAAAGUUGGAAACCUGCAAGUUGGUGACCCUGUGUACCGGCUGGUGGAGUGAGGGAUCCAGCAGGGUGCCCAGCGAAAGCUCAACUUGUAUCUCGAUCUCCAUGUCUCACAGCUGCCUCCUCGUUUGCUUGUGUUACAAUGGUUUUUACCUUAUGCUACUUUGAUUCUUUGGAAAAUGAACAGUUAGUGAAGUGGAAAA
Perognathus longimembris pacificus (Pacific pocket mouse) is the source of this 1193-nucleotide messenger RNA. RefSeq names its product mitochondrial amidoxime reducing component 2-like. Gene Ontology annotation, biological process: nitrate metabolic process. The coding region runs from base 33 to 1046 and encodes 337 amino acids. Gene Ontology annotation, cellular component: mitochondrial inner membrane. The transcript is spliced from 7 exons. The record is from RefSeq and is a predicted model, not a curated record. NCBI's taxonomy places the organism in Eukaryota, Metazoa, Chordata, Mammalia, Rodentia, Heteromyidae. Gene Ontology annotation, molecular function: molybdopterin cofactor binding; pyridoxal phosphate binding; molybdenum ion binding.